Molecule: messenger RNA, 4552 nt
Organism: Micropterus salmoides (largemouth bass)
Lineage: Eukaryota; Metazoa; Chordata; Actinopteri; Centrarchiformes; Centrarchidae
Product: GRAM domain-containing protein 4-like
Exons: 19
Coding region: 268-2052 (594 amino acids)
Biological process (GO): negative regulation of toll-like receptor 9 signaling pathway; apoptotic process
Source: RefSeq, a predicted model, not a curated record
CCCGCCCACAGCAGCGCUUCUGGUGUCAGGUAGAGGAACACGGUGCGGGUUUUACCACCUGAAAACCACCGCAUCUGGACUAACUGUCGGGACAGCGGAGUGUGGGGGGGCUGAUCUGGAGCCUGGCCCGGUUUGCAGCGUGUCGGUGACGAGUGCGGACCGCUAGGAAAGAAACCAGGAGGGAAAGUUUGCUUCAGCUUCGGUUCACGUCUCUGCAGCACCGUUGUCAGUCAUGUUCAGGUAGAGACGGGCUCCACGGCGCCCACCAUGCGGAGGCAUCUGGACAAGAUCCGGUUCCGGGGCCAGAGACGGGACGAGCUGGAUCUGGCCGAGUCGCCCUACACGUCUGACACAGAAUGCACUGAGGAGGUCGUGAUUAAACCUCGCGUCUCUGUCAGAGAGGCGGAGGAGCCGAGGGAGGCGGAGGGCGAUCAGCAGAGUUACGCUCAGGCCAGUUCAGGAUCAUUUUCUGCAGCUCUCCAAGACGAACCCAGGACAGAUCUCAACGAGGUCAAAGGUCAUCUAGAAAUUGCCUUGUUAGAGAAACACUUCUUACAGGAGGAGCUGAGGAAACUUAAAGAGGAGUCCAACGUGGAUUCACUGAAGCAGGAGCUGGAGAGGGAGCGCAGUAGAUGCAACGAGCUGGAGCAGAAGAUCAACGAGAUCUUGAGAGCCAGCCUUGAAGACUCACCUUCUCAGACACCUAAAGCCACGCCCCCUCCCCCGCCACCUCCACCUCCUCCACCUGCACAUGCAGGCAGCGGUACAGACAAACAGAAGGACUCUCCUUCCAACAGCUUUUUGAAAUGGCUUUAUGAGCGUUUUGCCGUUUAUAUGGAGGACUUCCGCUUCCAACCGGAGGAGCAGACGGUGGAGACGGAGGAACCGCUGAGUGCCAAGAGGUUGACUGAAAACAUGAGACGGCUCAAACGAGGUUUCAAACCUUUGACCAACUUCAAGAGGAACCUUUCUGCCUUAUCCAGCUGGUACUCAGUCUACACGUCAGCCAUCGCCUUUAUUGUCUACAUGUAUGCAGCAUGGCGUGGCUGGGUCAUCCCCAUGUUCCUGUUCCUCGCCAUCCUCCGCCUCUCCUUGAAUUAUCUCAUCGCCAGAGGCUGGAGGAUCCAGUGGAGCAUCGUACCUGAAGUCUCAGAGCCUGUGGAUCCUCCUAAAGAAGACCUGACGGUAUCGGAGAAGUUCCAGCUGGUUCUGGACGUCGCUCAGAAAGCUCAGAAUCUGUUUGGGAGGAUGGCCAACAUCCUGGAGAAAAUAAAGAAUCUUUUCAUGUGGGUUCAGCCAGAGUUGACUCAGAAGCUGUACGUUGGUCUGUUGGUGGCCUUCAUCUCCUCCUGCCUGCUGCCGUACAAACUGCUGGGAUUCAUGAUAGGUGUGUACGCAGGUAUAAAGUUCUUCAUCAUCGACUUCAUCUAUAAGAGUUGUCCCAAGCUGAGGCAGCGCUACGACACACCCUACAUCGUCUGGACCAAUUUACCCACCGACCUGCAGCUGAAGGAGCGCAACAACGCCACGCUGAGCAGACGGGUUCCUGCUGCGGGGAGUCGAGUCAGCUCCAGCGCUGCAGCUCCUCUGAGUGUCGGCCGGGACGAGGACGGAGGACGAUACUACAGCACCAAGAGAGGAGCUUUUCACGAAGUCUUUAACUUGCCGGAGAGUGAGCGUCCUCUGGCAGUGUGUGAGAACGGCUGGCGCUGCUGCCUCAUCAACAGAGACAGGAAGACCCCGACAGACUACAUCCGCAAUGGAGUCCUCUACGUCACUGAGAAUCAUCUGUGUUUCGAGAGCUCCAGCUCCAGGUCUGGAUCCUCCAAGAGGAACAAAGUCAUUAAACUCAAGGACAUCACAAUCAUCCAGAAGUACAAAGUGCUGUCAGUGCUUCCUGGUUCUGGGAUGGGUAUCUCUAUAGCAACGCCAUCCACCCUGAAGCCGAUGGUGUUUGGUGCGAUGAUCCACAGAGACGAGGCCUUUGACGCCAUCAACGCUCAGUACCAGAAGAUCAACUCCACGGCUGCAGCCACCAGCCCAGAGCCAUAGGCUAUGUGCAAAAUUCACUCCAUACUUACUAUAGUGCACUAUAUUUACUGUCCGCCAUUUUAUUUGGGUGCCUGAAUUCCUGAGUAUGUAAAUGUAUCCACUAUAUAGUACCCUCAAAGUACAAUCCAUGGCAUUUACUCUUUAUUACUUUAUUCGUCAGUCACAUUUUUAAGCCGCUGCUGACUUCAGUUGGAGCUGCUGGUCUGCUUUUAAGGGUUACCUGUUCAGUCAUCCAAAUAAAUCGAAUCAGAAUCAGCCAAACUAACUACCAAUCAUUGUUCUUCAACAGUUUUUUACAGAAAGUUGCCACAAAACAGAUCCCUUUUCAUCACUCUUGAGUGUUUUUAAUAUACAUUCUUAAGUUAAUGGCUGGAUUUUAAAUAAUGGAUCUAAUAAUCACAGAAAGACCAGGUCAAAUCAUUGAGGAGGGUAAGGUUACCUGUACUCUAAUGUCUCACUUAUUUACUCAUUUAUUUACAUCAACUUGAAUUCAGUAUAACUGCAUUGAGUACAACAACAGUCGUGUCAUUCUCACCACUCUGCUGAAAACGCUUUCAGUUGCUUCUACUUUUAUUUUGUUUUAAUUUGAUCCCUGUGAAGCUCAAGACUUCCUGCACAGAUGCUUCACAUUAAAAGUCUUCCAAGGGCACAAUCCCUUCCUUAUACUUGUUAGGAUUUUAAUGUGAAACAUCUGCGGGGAAACAGUUUUCUUAAAACUACAGCUGUUUUUGUUCUCAGAGUAAAUCAGUGUUUUAAGAUGUAAGAAGAAGCGGUACUUUCGAAUUUGGUCCCCAACACAGCUUCCCCUGCAGCUCAUCAUGCAGCUGUGUCAUGUGACUGGCUGCAGGUUGUGUUAUUUUUAGUUUACUACCAUAGAUGUAUAUUACACUGGUACAUAUUGCGCUGGAAAGUUUACUAAACAGUGUGUUAGUGCUGAAAUGAAGCAGAAAAUCAUUUAAUUCACCUAUAAAUCAAAAACUUUAAACAUUCCUUGCAAUCUGGGGAUUUGCUGCUUUUCUCUGUUUCACAUAAACUGAAUAUCUUUACUACAUAUUACAUAUCUUUUUGACUGAAGUCACCUUGGACACGUUUCACUGUUUUCUGACAAUUGACAGUGAUUGAUAUCUGUUAAUAAAGAUACAAAAUUAUUUUUAAAAACUGAAGAAAGAACACAGGAGACACUUUUAUCAAACAAAAAUAUGACAUUUUCCUUGGUAAAUUUAAAGGACUUGAACAAUUCUGACUUUGACAACUACUAGUGGUAGUGACAAAAUUUACAUUUUGUCAACAAUCACCAAAACUGAACUAUAAAUUGGGGCUGCAACUAACGCUUAUUUCCAAUAUUCAUCUAAUAAUGCUGAUUUGGGAAGCCAAAAUUAUAUAAGACAAAGACGAGCAGAAAAUCCUCUGAAUAAAUUUAAAUCAGUUCUUUUUAACGGCUUUAUUAGCAGAUAAACAAUUUUAAACCACAUUAAUUUACAUAAAUGUCUUCAGGGAAUUGUAAACUUCAUUAUAUGAGUCGGUAUUGUACUUAGCAGCUAAGCCUUACAGUUAAUUUACAGUAUGUGGUUUUUUAUGUGGUGGUAAGAGACUGUUGUAUCCUAUAAAUGUUUUUAAGCAUUGCACAAAAUGAACCUCCGCUGUUUUUGUUUGUUAGUAAUUGUCUUUCACAAUCAAUAAUCUACUUCUCUCAACUUGAAGCUAAUCUGCUAAAGCUAAACUAUUAACACAUUUACCUUUUUAAAAGCAAGUUUAUUUUUAAAACCACAGAUUAGUCAUCUUUUAGGUUUAUAGCCAAUAAGCCAAGAGGCUAAAAGUUUUUUCCCGGAUACGGCUUUAGCUUUAGCAAUCUGAUCUAAAUGAGGCACUUGGAUUUAAAACUUUUAAUUUUAAACCAAGAUUAGUCGUUAUACUUUAAGUUUUACUUUGGGCAUCCGAACAUCCAUAAACAUGUAUGUUGAUUCUUUUUCCGGUCACCAUCGGCCUGUUACUGUGGUUUUUAUACUGCAUCAAAUUAACUUAAUUUUAAUGGAAACGGUGGAAAUAAUUAUUUUUUUUUUUUACUAACCUGCACAUGCAACAUCGCCACAUAAAGGAAACCAGUUUCUUUUUUUGGACUCAGAGGUUUUGAUGGAUCUUUUCUCUUUCUACAGACCUCACAGUUUUAGCUGUUUAAAUUUUUUUGCAAUAUUUAUGACAGUUGUUAACGCCAUGUUGCCUCAUUUAGACUUUUUUGUUUCACGUGUGUCCGGCCUGUCUUUGCUCCUAAUCUUCUUCUUAAUUGUUUGUGGUUUCUUGGGUUUCGUUUCUGUCCUGUCUACGUUAACUCUGUAAACGUUUCUCUAUCGACCUGUUGAAUCUUUUCGAAUUUAAUGUUUUUUAUAAAAUUGGGUCAUUGUACAAAUGGGUGUAAUUUUUUAAAUGAAAUGAUUUCUGUUGUUAAAAUGUGAUUAUCUUUUUUUUUUUUUUAUUAUUUAAGUAAAAUCAAAUGUCAAACAGU